CCUCUAUAAGCGAGUAUUAUCUUGUUCAUCAGAUGUAUAUAUCUCAAGAGGCUCUCUACAGUAUAUGCUUUGUCUCCCUCGAACUCUAUUGUUGCGCACUUCUCCCCUACCCCUCAGUAGAUCCUCGGGAAAACGGCCAACAAUCCCGUCUCGGGAUCUCUUUCCUAGUCUAGUCCGACUCAACGUCGCUCUUAUAUAUCCGUUCCCCUUUUCGUCCUGCCCUAGUUUUCUCGAUCGUGAACUCUCCUGUUCUUCUUCUUUUCUCUCUUUCCUGAUCAUCUCGUCUGAGCCAGCUAUAAGAUGUCAGAAGCAGAUACGACCAUCAUCCUCGGCGCAGGCAUUAUCGGCCUCUCAACCGCGUAUUACUUAUCACUUUCCUCUUCUGACACUCGUAUCUGCCUUGUUGAUCCGCGGCCCCUUGAGUCCUUACACACCGCCGCUUCUGCAUUCGCAGGGGGAUUACUGGCGAAGACCUGGUUCCCGCCCGCGCUUGCGCCACUUGGAGCGCUGAGUUUUGAGCUGCAUAAGCACCUAGCAGCACAGCAUGAUGGGCGGGAGAGGUGGGGUUACUUGGGUGUAAGGGGUGUGAGUUUUGUUGAAGGCGAAGGGGAGGGAAAAGAGAGGCCGGAGGAUUGGCUGAAGCCUGAGGAUUGGUUAGCCGGGGGUGGGAGUCGGGCUGAUGCUGCUAGUGGGGACGUGAAGGUGGGCGAGGGGCCGAGAUGGUUGAGGAGAGCGGAGGGGAAGGGGGUGAGGGUCUUGAGUGGAAGGAAUGCAGGGAGUGAGACGGCACUGGUCGACCCCCUCAAACUCUGCGAGUUUCUCCUCGCCGAGUGUCUCUCCCGCGGCGUUCAACUGCAUACCUCAACCACCGCUGUCUCAGUCACCUCCCGAAGUUCCAGCUCCCAUUCCACCGGUCACGUGAUCCACCUUCGUCAACCCAACGGCACCCUCUUUGUUCCCUUCUCUAAUCUCGUAUUCGCUGCUGGAGCAUGGACAUCGCCAGCUUAUCGCACUCUUUUUCCAACCUCCUAUCUAGAGCUACCGAUUACUGCGAUAUCAGGUCAUUCGGUACUCCUGCGGUCGUCCGAAUGGAAAGCUCAUCCAGCAAGUAAAGAGGUAGAGACGGAUGCGGUGUUCGCGACGGACGAAAGUGGGGAGUACUUCCCUGAAAUGUUCUACCGGGCUGAUGGUUCCAUUUGGCUUGGUGGCAUCAACCAUCCCUCCAACGAAAUUCCGCUCCCCCAGCCAAGCGCGAAAGCCACUCCGCUUGCCUCUUCGAUCUCAAAACUUCGCGAGACCGCCGGGUAUCUCUAUGGCCUUCCAUCUUCAGACAUUUUGAUAGAGCGCGAAUCUAUUUGUUUCCGCCCCGUAACUCCUGCCGGCUUACCAAUUGUUGCGAAGGUGCCAGACGUACGACUGGGACGUGGAUGGGGACGGAGAAAUGCGGCGGGAGGUGUCUACGUAGCAGCUGGACACGGUCCCUGGGGUAUCAGCGGGAGUCUGGGGACUGGAAAGGUAGUCAGCGAAAUGGUGAUGGGAGAAAAUGUUAGCGUGGAUCUGAGUGGGUUGGGGCUGCAGGAGGGAGGGGAGGGAUGGCAAGCCCGCGCACGGCUCUAGAGUGAGGGUUCUUAAUCUAGGAUUUUAGGCUACAAAUAAAUAGGGCGACCGCGAGGUCAUAAUGCAGAGGGGAGGAUUUGAUAGUGUUGCCAGUACCUCAAAAGAACGUCUUUUCCUUCCAAGAAGCAUCGGAAGACUUUCACCAUAAUAAUACCGCAUCU
This is a messenger RNA of Mytilinidion resinicola, 1778 nucleotides long. Its product is annotated as FAD dependent oxidoreductase. The transcript has 3 exons. Lineage: Eukaryota; Fungi; Ascomycota; Dothideomycetes; Mytilinidiales; Mytilinidiaceae. Gene Ontology annotation, cellular component: cytoplasm; late endosome. The record is from RefSeq and is a predicted model, not a curated record. The coding region runs from base 301 to 1617 and encodes 438 amino acids. Gene Ontology annotation, molecular function: oxidoreductase activity. Gene Ontology annotation, biological process: retrograde transport, endosome to Golgi.